This is a messenger RNA of Caenorhabditis elegans, 1975 nucleotides long. RefSeq lists its product as uncharacterized. The record is from RefSeq and is marked reviewed. The transcript has 9 exons. NCBI's taxonomy places the organism in Eukaryota, Metazoa, Nematoda, Chromadorea, Rhabditida, Rhabditidae. The coding region runs from base 262 to 1851 and encodes 529 amino acids.
UUCGGUGUGAUUCGUCAUUUUUCUGUUUAGGUUUUCAACUCUUAUCUCAAAAUCAAAUCAAUCGGUUUUAUUUUUCUGUUUGAUCUACCACUGACUUUUUUGAUAAAUAUUUAUCCAUCCUAGAAAGUUCAGUAAAAGUUCGGUUAUCACAAAAGUGUGAAGAGUAAACAAAGAGACGGCUUGAUAUAUAAAAGUCUGUGGAACAAAAGUAAAGACAGAGAGAGAGCAAGAUUAGCUCUUGGUAAUUUGAAACUUUGCAAAAUGAUUUUGGCUCUUUUGUUAUUGUGCUCAACGAUUACGCAAUUUUCUGAUGGAUACGUGAUUGGUGGUGGAACACAGCCAGGAGGAAACCAAAACAACCCAAACAGUCCAACGUAUAAUGGAGGAAUCGGUGGUGGAGUCUACCCGGGUGGUGGAGGAAACAACGGAGGAGUUCAAAGAGACGAAGGUGGUUACUGUAACAGUAAUACCGACUGUAGAUCCGGUCUCUAUUGUACGGCUUCUGUAAAUGGUGUAAAAAUAUGUCUAUCGACUAGCAAUGGAGGUGGUGGAAAUGGAUUCCCAUCUGGAAAUGGAGGAUGUCAGACUUCUUCAAAUUGCCAAUAUGGUUCAGUUUGUGUCGUUACCAAUGGUCAGGGCAACUGCCAAAUUCAAACAGGAGGAUACGUGUCUCCAGCAAGACAGGACUUCAACGAAGACGUAUUUUCAAAAAAUGCUCCCGAACCAGGAAAAAUAAACAGUGGAUGUGAGAGAGACGCAGAUUGUGAUGAUGAACUCUCGUGUACAAUGUAUUUUGGAGAAAUGAUGUGUAGAUCACCAAUCAAACCACUAAUACCUCUUCGUUGUGAAUCAGAUGCCGAAUGCCCUUCAACAGAAUAUCUAUGUGUUUUCAGUACAGCUAUGCAAGACAGAGUUUGCUAUAAAUAUGGAGACGUCGUGACAGAUGGGUACGUCAUUCCUAUCAAACAUAAAAUCUCAAUGGAAUUAAAGAAAUCAACAACAACAUCCUCUCCACCAAUAACCACCACGCAUCUGUCUAAACCAGAGGAAUCAAAUGGACUUUUUGCCGAAUCAGAGGCAAUCUUUGAGCAACCAGGAAGUCUUUUGACUUCUGCCCUUCAAAAACGCGCAGAUAAAAUGUCUCAAAAUGGGCCAACACCUCCGAUGUAUGUAAAAAUGAGUGACAUUCCUUCUGAACAUGUGAUUGCUGGACAGCAUGACGGAGAGGCUGUAAGAAUUACAAAAGUAGUUGUGAAAGAGGAAAAGGAAAUGGAAGAAAAUGGUGAAACUAGAGAAAAAGUGAUUCCCAAAAUCGGAGAAGGAGUGGGGAUGGUUGAUGAUGAACCAAUUGAUCCAAUGGCAACUGUAUGUCAAUUUGAUUAUCAUUGUCGAAUGGGAGAGAGCUGCUCUGGCCGAGUUCGGUUUGUUGACCGUAAUGUUACAGUUUGUCGCUAUGACAUGUUCAAAAAACAUCGUCAAUGCCUCUAUCAUUCGGAUUGUAUAUCAGGACAGCGAUGUACUCCAACAGGCAGAGACAUUGCAACUUGUGAGACAGAUAUUUCCGCAACGAUUGGUUCAAUUCAAUGUUUUUACGAUUAUGAGUGUUCCGGUGGUGAGAAGUGUACUCUUGUUGAUGAGAAGGAACGCAAAUUUGUUUGUCGACCAUCACCAACUUCCGAUCCAAGAAUGAAUCAGAUAUGUACUACAAACUCGCAGUGUCCAUUCCAACAGGUGUGCCGUCAAUCAGGAGGAGUAUCAUUGUGUGUCGAUGUGUCCAUUGCGAGAAACCCUGCAUUACUCCAUGAACGUCUUUGGCGAUUCUUACGCAAUUUCAUCUUGCGGACACUUUAACGGUUUCCGCCAUUUUUACGACUUUUAAUUUAUUUAUUCUCCAUCCUUCAACUCGUUCCGUUAUCCCGUCACUUUUUUCUUUUUUUCCAUUUGUUUAUGUCAAGCUAUAAAAUUGAAAUUGAUU